Plenodomus lingam JN3 is the source of this 1806-nucleotide messenger RNA. RefSeq lists its product as uncharacterized. The record is from RefSeq and is a predicted model, not a curated record. Gene Ontology annotation, molecular function: glutaminyl-tRNA synthase (glutamine-hydrolyzing) activity. Gene Ontology annotation, biological process: mitochondrial translation; glutaminyl-tRNAGln biosynthesis via transamidation. Lineage: Eukaryota; Fungi; Ascomycota; Dothideomycetes; Pleosporales; Leptosphaeriaceae. Gene Ontology annotation, cellular component: mitochondrion; glutamyl-tRNA(Gln) amidotransferase complex.
AUGUUCACCCAAACACCACGACACAUGUUCACGGUGGUGUCGAAGAGACCGUACGUAUGUCGGGCAUGUCUACAACGGACUCAGCGGGUCCAAUUGGCCCAUCUGCCUCUUCCCUCGCGAACUCUGACACGCACUCUGCACAAUGAAAGCCAGCCUGCCCGUGAUGAGACAUCAUUCCGCAAGGCGCUCAAAGAAGCUACGAAACAACAAAGGAAGCAGAAGAAAAACUCAAAGUUGUCCAAGAAUUCCCAAGACCCCAGGCUGGAGAAGUGGGAGCUGACCGUCGGUAUCGAAAUCCAUGCGGAGCUCAACACUGCACGCAAACUCUUCUCGCGCGCUGCCACGUCCAUCAGCGAAGCACCCAAUACCCAUGUAUCCCUGUUUGAUGUCGCAUUUCCUGGAAGCCAGCCAAUCUUUCAAAAGGAAACUCUUAUUCCUGCACUACGCGCGGCCAUAGCCUUUGGCUGUGAGAUCCAACCAAAGAGCAGCUUCGACCGCAAGCACUACUUCUACCAAGACCAGCCAGCUGGCUAUCAAAUCACCCAAUACUACGAGCCCUUUGCGACCAAUGGCAAGCUUUCCCUCUAUCCCCAUGACUUCCCCGCUGGUGCUGCGCCUCAAUCGGAUCCCAUCGAGAUUGGCAUCAAGCAGAUACAGAUGGAGCAAGAUACCGCCAAGACCGUACAGCAACCGCCGUCGACCCACCUACUCGAUUUCAACCGCGUGUCUCACCCCCUCAUCGAGAUUAUCACUCUUCCUCAAAUCCACGACCCUCUUGUCGCGGCUGUUGCCGUACGCAAGAUACAAGCCAUACUCAAGUCGGUCAAUGCUUGUACCACUGGCAUGGAACUUGGUGGGCUGCGCGCCGAUGUCAAUGUGUCUGUCCGAGAGCGCGGCAAGAUGUCAUCGAACGAUGUGGCUUCUUAUGCCGGUGUCACUGGUCUUGGCCAGCGGACUGAAAUCAAGAACUUGGCCAGCGUCAAGGCAGUGGAGGACGCCAUCGUUGCCGAGCGGGAUCGCCAAAUUGAUCUCCUCGAAGUCGGAGGUGUUGUCGAAGGCGAAACGCGCGGAUGGACACUUGGAAGCAAGACGACCAAGCGACUAAGAGGCAAGGAAGGCGAGAUAGACUACCGCUACAUGCCUGACCCGGAUAUCCCGCCAGUCAUUAUCGGACAAGAUCUGGUGGCGCAUCUCCAAGAGACAUUGCCCCGAUUGCCCGACUCGGCGCUCACACUUCAUGUGCAAGACUUUGGACUGACGACCAAGGAUGCUGCGACACUCUUGGCUCUUGACGAUGGCGAUCGCCUUGAGUACUUCCGCCACGUUGUUGACGAUCUGCAAGUCAAGAGCGCGGGCGAUCUCGCGGAGCUUGGCAGAAUUGCGGGUAACUGGGUCCUCAUGGAACUUGGAGGUCUCUUUCAAGACGAGCCUUGGGACGCGGCGCGGGUGCCUCACGGCAGCCUGGCGGAUAUCAUUGCACGCGUGCGCAACAAGAGCAUCACGUCGCGCUCUGGUAAACGCAUUCUCGCCAUGGUGUUUGAAGGGGAUGCGCGCUCUGUGCAGGAAAUUGUCGACGAGGAGAAUUUGGCGUUGACGCCGCUGAGCGAGGAAGAGUAUAUGGCUCUUGCGCGCGCUGUGCUGGAUGGCAAGCCGGACAUGGUUCGCGAUAUCCAGGAGAAGGGCCAGACGAAGAAGAUUUCAUAUUUUGUGGGACAGAUGAUGGCGAGGAGUGCGGAGGGGAGCGUGGAGCCUGAUCGUGCGGAGAAGACGUUAAGGGUGGUUUUGGGGCUGGGGUCGGGAGAGUAG